This is a messenger RNA of Phragmites australis (common reed), 2367 nucleotides long. Its product is annotated as calcium-dependent protein kinase 5. Lineage: Eukaryota; Viridiplantae; Streptophyta; Magnoliopsida; Poales; Poaceae. The record is from RefSeq and is a predicted model, not a curated record. The coding region runs from base 349 to 2022 and encodes 557 amino acids. Gene Ontology annotation, cellular component: cytoplasm; nucleus. Gene Ontology annotation, biological process: peptidyl-serine phosphorylation; protein autophosphorylation; intracellular signal transduction. Gene Ontology annotation, molecular function: calcium/calmodulin-dependent protein kinase activity; ATP binding; calcium-dependent protein serine/threonine kinase activity. The transcript has 7 exons.
CCGGAAGCAGCGUGCUGACACUGCCAAUAGGAUAUCCUGUCCCGACCAAACAGGAGCAGAGCCGCAGAGCCAGAGAGAAGCAGCGCGACCGCAGCAGAGCAAGCAGCCUUCGCUUCACUUUCCUCGAAGCGUGACGGCGAAUCCUCCUCUCUCCCACGCCGCGCUCCUUCCCCCGAUCGCUUCCGCUCACUUCCAAUCCUCCAACUCGAAUUCCGCUUCACCCAUCACCACUUCCAAUCAUAACUAGGCCGCACGCGAUUUCCCCUAAACCCCCGCGAGAGGCUGGGGGUAGAUGCGAGAGGGAUCGCCUCGCCCUCGCCCUCGCGCCGCGCCCGUGCCCAGGGCGUGAUGGGCAACACGUGCGGCGUCACGCUGAGAUCCAAGUACUUCUCCAGCUUCCGCGGCGGCCCGUCACAGCGCCACGACGCGGCGGGGUACACCCCGGUCGCCACCUCCGCCGCCGCCGACGAGGCCGCGCCGCACAGGAACGGGAAGCGGGCCUCGCGCCCGGGCGAGGCGGCCGCGGCCGCCCCGCCCCCCGCCCCAGGCAUGCGGCGCGGGGCGCCGGCCCCCGCGGAGCUCACGGCCAACGUGCUCGGCCACCCCACCUCGAGCCUCCGCGACCACUACGCGCUCGGCCACAAACUCGGGCAGGGGCAGUUCGGCACCACCUACCUGUGCACGGACCUCGCCACGGGGGUGGACUACGCUUGCAAGUCCAUCGCCAAGCGCAAGCUCAUCACCAGGGAGGACGUCGAGGAUGUGCGCCGCGAGAUCCAGAUCAUGCACCACCUCGCGGGACACCGGAACGUCGUCGCCAUCAAGGGCGCCUACGAGGACCAGCAGUACGUCCACAUCGUCAUGGAGCUUUGCGCGGGCGGCGAGCUGUUCGACCGUAUUAUACAGCGCGGGCAUUACAGCGAGCGAAAGGCGGCGGAGCUCACGCGCAUCAUUGUAGGUGUCGUUGAGGCGUGCCACUCGUUAGGAGUCAUUCACAGGGAUCUCAAGCCCGAGAACUUCUUGCUCGCGAACAAGGAUGAUGAUAUGUCGCUCAAGGCCAUCGACUUCGGCCUCUCGGUGUUCUUCAAGCCUGGUCAAAUUUUUACCGAUGUUGUGGGAAGCCCUUACUAUGUAGCUCCAGAAGUGCUGCGCAAACGCUAUGGACCUGAAGCUGAUGUGUGGACAGCUGGAGUAAUUCUUUACAUACUGCUAAGUGGUGUACCACCAUUUUGGGCAGAGACCCAGCAAGGAAUAUUUGAUGCUGUUUUAAAAGGUUUCAUUGAUUUCGAUUCAGAUCCCUGGCCUUUGAUCUCUGAUAGCGCAAAGGAUCUUAUUAGAAGAAUGUUGAAUCCUCUCCCAGCAGAGCGCCUAACAGCACAUGAAGUUCUAUGUCAUCCAUGGAUUUGUGACCAUGGAGUUGCUCCUGAUCGGCCUCUUGAUCCAGCUGUCCUUUCUCGCAUUAAGCAAUUCUCAGCAAUGAAUAAGUUAAAGAAGAUGGCUUUGCAGGUAAUUGCUGAGAGCCUUUCGGAGGAGGAGAUUGCAGGACUGAAGGAAAUGUUCAAGGCAAUGGACACAGAUAACAGCGGCGCAAUUACAUAUGAUGAGCUGAAAGAAGGAUUGAAAAAAUAUGGUUCCACACUAAAGGAUACUGAAAUUCGUGAUCUUAUGGAGGCAGCGGAUAUAGACAACAGUGGGACCAUUGAUUAUAUAGAAUUCAUUGCUGCUACAUUGCACCUCAAUAAACUAGAGCGGGAGGAACAUCUGGUGGCAGCCUUUUCAUAUUUUGACAAAGAUGGCAGUGGUUACAUUACGGUGGAUGAGCUUCAGCAAGCCUGUAAAGAGCAUAACAUGCCAGCUGCUUUUCUUGAUGACGUCAUUAAAGAAGUUGAUCAGGAUAAUGAUGGCCGCAUCGAUUAUGGGGAAUUUGUUGCCAUGAUGACAAAGGGCAAUAUGGGAAUUGGGAGAAGAACAAUGAGAAACAGCUUGAACAUAAGCAUGAGAGACGCACCUGGUGCACUCUGAAGUCUGAACAUCCAAGAAGUACAGACUGUUGAGAGCUUCUUUCAAUCCCAUCUACGGACUCAGACUGCAAUCUUUGUUUGCUAUCAGUUGUAGCAUUGUAGGCGGGAGUGUGUGUUUCAGGACUUCAGGGUCCUCUAGUUUAACUCCUAUUUUUGCCUCGGGGGGAUGUAUGAAAAAUUGUCAUGCCUUACUUGGGUUGCAAAUGUUAAUACAAGUCGUUGCCUUUCCACUAAUUUGUUAUCUAGAGCUGGUCCGUACCGUAGCACCAAAGUCGCGCUACCUGUAACUGUGGAUAUUCGAUAUCUUGAUAUGAAAAAUUGGAAUUUGCAAGUUGGCUUAUGCUUA